GUGCCGGAGCUCGGCGCGCCUAAAGGUAGCAGGCACUACGUGUGCCUGCAACCCUUGACCUUUCUCCUGAGUCUGGUUUCGGCUGAUUUGUGGUCUGCAAACAACAGUGACCUUGAACUGCGAGUGAACAGACCGUGUGAACCGGACACAGACUGGAGGACGCUGGUUGAUGCGCACGCACGGUUUACUUCCACACUUCGGGCUCGCACAUAGCUGAGAUGCAAAAAUGGUGCACUACUCUCUGGAUCCAGACAAUCCCACAAAAUCAUGCAAGUCACGGGGAUCCAACCUGUGAGUGCAUUUCAAGAACACUCGAGAGACUGCCCAGGCCAUCAAGGGCAUGCACAUCCGCAAGGCCACCAAAUACUUAAAGGAUGUCACCUUGAAGAAGCAGUGUGUCCCCUUCUGGCGCUACAACGGGGGAGUCGGUAGAUGCGCCCAGGCCAAGCAGUGGGGCUGGAUGCAGGGACGCUGGCCCAAGAAGAGUGCAGAAUUCUUGCUGCACAUGCUCAAAAAUGCAGAGAGCAAUGCUGAGCUCAAGGGUCUUGAUGUGGAUUCUCUGGUCAUUGAGCACAUCCAGGUCAACAAGGCUCCCAAAAUGCGCCGACGCACCUACAGAGCACAUGGUAGGAUCAACCCCUACAUGAGCUCCCCGUGUCACAUCGAGAUGAUCCUCACGGAGAAGGAGCAGAUCGUACCCAAGCCAGAGGAGGAAGUUGCUCAAAAGAAAAAGAUAUCCCAGAAGAAGCUGAAGAAGCAAAAGCUAAUGGCUCGAGAUUAAAUCUGCUCUGACAGAUGUACAUAAAUAAAAAGAGAAAGUUUA
Molecule: messenger RNA, 823 nt
Organism: Catharus ustulatus (Swainson's thrush)
Lineage: Eukaryota; Metazoa; Chordata; Aves; Passeriformes; Turdidae
Product: 60S ribosomal protein L17-like
Exons: 8
Biological process (GO): cytoplasmic translation
Cellular component (GO): cytosolic large ribosomal subunit; ribosome
Molecular function (GO): structural constituent of ribosome
Source: RefSeq, a predicted model, not a curated record